Messenger RNA from Limulus polyphemus (Atlantic horseshoe crab), 1679 nucleotides. RefSeq names its product tubulin alpha-1A chain-like. Bases 129 to 1484 code for a protein of 451 amino acids. The record is from RefSeq and is a predicted model, not a curated record. Gene Ontology annotation, biological process: mitotic cell cycle; microtubule cytoskeleton organization. Gene Ontology annotation, molecular function: structural constituent of cytoskeleton; GTP binding. NCBI's taxonomy places the organism in Eukaryota, Metazoa, Arthropoda, Merostomata, Xiphosura, Limulidae. The transcript has 6 exons. Gene Ontology annotation, cellular component: cytoplasm; microtubule.
GUCUCUUAUUCUCCAUUAGUUUACGCACUGAAAUCCCCAUAUGUAUCUCACCGUCGAUUCCUUGAAGUCGUACCUGUGAGAGUGUCUUAUAAACCACAUUUCUUUCACCAAUUCACUGAUCGCUAAGCAUGCGUGAGUGUAUCAGUAUCCACGUUGGACAGGCUGGAGUUCAGAUGGGCAAUGCCUGCUGGGAACUUUACUGUUUGGAGCACGGAAUCCAACCUGAUGGACAAAUGCCCAGUGACAAAACCAUAGGUGGUGGUGAUGAUUCCUUCAAUACUUUCUUCUCGGAGACUGGAGCUGGCAAACAUGUUCCUCGAGCCGUGUUCGUAGACUUGGAACCAACAGUAGUUGACGAAGUUAGGACUGGAACGUACCGUCAGCUGUUCCAUCCCGAGCAGCUUAUUACUGGAAAGGAAGACGCUGCCAACAAUUAUGCCCGAGGUCACUACACUAUUGGCAAGGAACUCAUUGACCUCGUGUUGGACAGGAUUCGGAGAUUAGCUGAUAUGUGUACAGGCCUACAAGGCUUCCUCAUUUUCCAUAGCUUUGGUGGAGGCACUGGGUCUGGCUUCACUUCUCUACUGACGGAGAGACUCUCCGUAGACUACGGCAAAAAGUCCAAGCUGGAAUUUGCUAUCUACCCAGCUCCUCAGGUUUCUACAGCUGUUGUGGAACCCUACAAUUCUGUUCUGACAACUCAUACGACCUUGGAGCACUCAGAUUGUGCGUUUAUGGUGGAUAACGAAGCCAUCUAUGACAUCUGCCGUCGCAACCUGGAUAUCGAACGCCCCACUUACACAAACCUGAACCGUCUAAUCGGUCAAAUUGUGUCCUCUAUUACUGCAUCUCUACGAUUUGACGGUGCCUUGAAUGUUGACUUGACAGAAUUUCAAACAAAUCUGGUACCUUACCCGAGAAUUCAUUUUCCGUUGGCAACGUAUGCACCAGUCAUAUCCGCAGAGAAAGCUUACCACGAACAGCUCACCGUGUCCGAGAUUACCAACGCCUGCUUUGAACCAUCCAAUCAGAUGGUGAAAUGCGAUCCACGUCACGGAAAGUACAUGGCUGUCUGUUUACUGUACCGUGGUGAUGUCGUUCCCAAAGACGUAAAUGCUGCUAUAGCAACCAUUAAAACGAAGAGAACCAUUCAGUUUGUAGAUUGGUGCCCAACAGGGUUCAAGGUGGGGAUCAAUUACCAGCCACCAACAGUUGUUCCAGGUGGGGAUCUGGCCAAAGUCCAGCGUGCUGUAUGUAUGUUGUCUAACACAACAGCUAUUGCUGAAGCCUGGGCUAGACUUGACCACAAAUUUGACCUCAUGUAUGCCAAGAGGGCCUUUGUCCACUGGUAUGUUGGAGAAGGUAUGGAAGAAGGAGAAUUUUCCGAAGCACGUGAAGAUUUAGCAGCUCUUGAAAAGGACUAUGAAGAGGUGGGAGUGGACUCGGCUGAAGGCGAGGGGGAUGUCGACGGAGAAGAGUACUAAUUUUGUCUAUUUUCCAUUAUCAUUUGCGUGAACCAUUUUACUUCGUUAACUAAUUGGUUUUUUUACACUGGCCUCUGUUGUCAUAGUAAAUUUUGAUCAAUAUGUAAUACAAAACACUAACUGGUGGUUUCAAAAAUAGUCGUGUACGCCUUUCAAAAUUAUAAAGUUUUAAUUAAAACGUGUGGUUAAAACUGU